This is a messenger RNA of Colletotrichum fioriniae, 567 nucleotides long. RefSeq lists its product as uncharacterized. The record is from RefSeq and is a predicted model, not a curated record. Lineage: Eukaryota; Fungi; Ascomycota; Sordariomycetes; Glomerellales; Glomerellaceae.
AUGGAGCUUCGACUACGGGAAGAUCCUAGGGACAGGGAGAGAAUUAUAGAGACGUACGAACUUCUGCGCCAUGUGCAAGGCCUCCGUGGUAGUCACGCCGAAUUUCUGGCUACCAAGGACUGGGUCGAAGAGGAAAUUGGACCCGUCGAAGACACGCCUCACAACGAGUUUGACACAGCCUUGUCUUGGGCUCACAAGAAAGGUUUCCACGAAGCGGCGUUGGAUGACAUGAACUUACCCAAAUUUGAUGUCUGUGAUUCACAACAGCGACCACUUUUAUUCGCCGCCGUCGCAGACGACGAUAUGGAAGUCGGGGUUCUCGAGCAAGUUAUUCAAUACUACCAGAACCUCGAAGUCACCGACAGCAACGGAGAAACACCCCUGAUGGCGGCGGUGACAGCUGGCCACGUAACGGCUCAUUCUUCACAAAUGCCAGACAGAAGAAGUGGCCGAGGAAAUCUUUACCGCGACGUCUUCUCGGAGACCCAGCAUCGCCGCGGAAGCCAGCAGACUUCGGCGUGCUUCAACGGCACGCCUGGACAUAUCACCUGUUCAAAGCAGAGCUAG